AUGGUUUCUACCGCCCUUCAAAUCAUCGUAGUCAAUAUCAACAUCAACAUCUACAUCAACCCAAGAACGACCACCAAGACCCGACACCCACCAAGCCCCAGCCGGUACACCAGACAACCCUUCUCAGACCUGCCAUACCAGACCCUCGGCACAAUGCACUUUUCCAAGCUCUGUUCGAUCCUCCUGUGCGCCGCCGGUGCCAUUGGCGCUGCCCUCCCCGCCAAGAGCAGACUACAGCGGGCGCCCGUCAACGAAAGCGACGACAACCUUCAGGCCCGCGACAUCGCCGGGAUAGAUGACGUGUUCAAUUGUCUGGCUCUACUAGCCGUGGAAUAUCUGGUUGAAGAAAACUUUCACGGCGACAGGGUGGACAUGCUGGUGGAACUUGUGACCUUUGGCUUCAUCACCGCAGACAGUCAAGAGUGGUAUCAGGAGACGUUUCCAGACGGCAUCAAGCAGACGAAGGGGGAGGGACUCACACACAACGAAAAAGAGGCCCUCAAAAAGGCUCACACAACUGAAGCGGAGGAAGAUUUCACAGCAAUCAAGCCCGAAGUGAAGAAGGAGAUGAUUGAUUAUGAUGCUGGUUCUGAUGCUGGUUCUGAUUCUGAUGGCGAUAAGAUGGAUGUCGACUCUAAUCACGACUCUGAUGUCGAGAUGACGGGGAUGCGCCGUAGCUAG
Anthostomella pinea is the source of this 681-nucleotide messenger RNA. NCBI's taxonomy places the organism in Eukaryota, Fungi, Ascomycota, Sordariomycetes, Xylariales, Xylariaceae. The record is from the annotation of a GenBank genome assembly.